Molecule: messenger RNA, 1407 nt
Organism: Penicillium bovifimosum
Lineage: Eukaryota; Fungi; Ascomycota; Eurotiomycetes; Eurotiales; Aspergillaceae
Product: Lipase secreted
Exons: 1
Coding region: 1-1407 (468 amino acids)
Biological process (GO): lipid catabolic process
Molecular function (GO): triacylglycerol lipase activity
Source: RefSeq, a predicted model, not a curated record
AUGGCCUCGUCCGUUGCGCGCAUGGUGCGCGUUGCCCUGGUUAGCUUCCUGGCUUUCACGUCAAUUGCCUCGGCUCUGCCUGCGUCUCAAGCUAUUCGCACAGUUCAGACUCCCGAUGACGAUCCUUUCUACAAGCCCGCCGCGGGCUUCGAGUCCGCGGCACCGGGAACCAUUCUUGCCCAGCGCAGCAUCAAUGCCGCAAUCUUCGGCCUGAUCCCGAACGGCGUAGAAGCCCACCAGUUGCUCUAUCGCACGACAGCAAUUGAUGGCUCAGCCAUAGCAACGGUGACCACAGUAUUCAAGCCCAAGAAAGCCAAGCUUGACCGCUUCAUCUCUUUCGCCACCGCGUAUGACAGCUCUGCGACAAAAUGUCAGCCUAGCUUCGCCUACCAGCUGGGUGCGCCCCAGGACAGCCUGAUCGCUUCAGUCGAGUUCUUGAUUAUUCAAAUCUAUCUCGCACUUGGCUAUGUCGUUGCCUCUCCCGACUACGAAGGCCCCGAAGCGGCCUUUGGUCCUGGUCGCCUUGCCGGCAUGGGUGUCUUGGAUAACAUCCGUGCCGUGAAGAGCUUCAAGACCUUGGGUCUGACGGACAACCCCAUGGUUGUCGGCGUUGGAUAUUCUGGUGGGGCCAUCGCCACAGGCUGGGCAGCCUCUUUGCAGCCCAAGUACGCUUCCGAGCUGAACAUCAAGGGCUGGGUACAGGGUGGAACCCCCUCAAACCUCACGGGCACAUUGAACCUCAUCAACGACAGUGUCUUCUCUGGAUUUGUUCCCGCGGCCAUUGCUGGUAUCACGAAACCCAGCGCCUACGGCGCCGAACUUAAGCCUGUCAUCGAGAGUAUCAUUACACCCGAGGGUCAGAAGGUCCUGGAUGUUGGUGGUUCCGAGUGCGCUGUCACGGCUUUGGCGGCAUUCUUCGAGAAGAACAUCUUUGAUACGAAGUACCAAACUCUGGGUGAUCGCUUCAUCUAUGAACCGACCAUCCAGAAGGUGAUGAAGCUGAAUACUAUGGGUGUCAACCAGGACGAGACCCCGAAAGCACCAACCUUUGUGUACCAUGCCACCAAGGAUGAGAUUAUUCCUUACGGUGAUGCCAAGUCUAUGGUCAAGUCCUGGUGUAGCUGGGAUGCGAACGUCAAGUUCACCACUUAUGCGAGCGGUGGCCAUGCGACGACUGAGAUCGUCGCCAUUCCCGAUGCCAUCAACUUCGUUAAGAAUGCAUUUGCUGGCACAACAAAGAAACGCUGCACCCAGAACACUGAGCUGGGCAGCAUCCUCAACCCGCUUGCACUCGGCGUAGAACUGGAGCCUAUUCUCGUGAAGCUCAUUGAUGGACUCAUCCACCUGGGUGACCAGGAUGCCAACCUCAAGAAGGAUCCUGUUGGAGUGUGGAAGAAGACCCUCUAA